Messenger RNA from Serendipita indica DSM 11827, 705 nucleotides. Lineage: Eukaryota; Fungi; Basidiomycota; Agaricomycetes; Sebacinales; Serendipitaceae. The record is from the annotation of a GenBank genome assembly.
AUGACCCAGCCCCUUCAACCACAUAAAAACACAAAUCUACCAUUUCCUUCUAGUGUGCUGGCUGAUAAACUGCCGAAAAUUGCUGGGGAUGGACCGUCGGCGCAUGUAGGCGCGUUUUCAACCAUACAGAAGCGCGCAACAAAACGUACGCGCGGCUUUUCAGAUGAUGAAGAUGAUGCUCGGUCUCCAAAGGACACGUCAAUGAUUGGCCGAGAGUGGCGAGCCUCGACGCGUCACUCUGCUGCAGCACAAACGAAUAAACGGGUGCAUAUCUCUGGACGGGAGUGGAGUGAUGUUUUGCUUGCGCUGAGAUCCACGAGCGUAGUAGAACCAAGCUCGGAUGAGGAACCAUUCUCGAGCUCCCAGAUAUCUGCUCAGCCUCAGGAGAAACAGCAAACUUCAGAAUAUGCGCAAAUAAACCAAAUGCUAAAGUCGCUCCACCUUGGUCGAGCUCAACACAAGAGCACUCUGCAGAUUCCACAAGAGGUUCCUCAUGCGAUGCGACGUAUGGAUACAUCCAAGGCAGUGCAAUCCCGUUCUGGAGCCCCCACCUCUGGGCGUCCACAGGUCGGGUUGGUUGAAAAGGAUACUGUCACUCGCCUCUAUGAGGAAGCAAAUAGAGCUUUGGGACGACUCGCCAUCUCCCGUCGACCUCAUAUCCCGCAGCAAGAGGUUUCUGACGAAGUCUCGUCGGACGACGAAUAA